GCACUGCACUUCAACUAACAGCAUUUGCAAGACAUAUAUACACUGACAUUGGCAUGAAAUAUUUAAAACCUUUUAGCCUGCGAAGAUCCUGUUGUUAAAGGCGUUUAUUGAAAGAGAAAGAUCUGUUGUAGAGUAAACUCGGACACAGAGUUCCAAUCUGGUUUUAAGUAUGUCCUGUGCAUGCGGGCCUACAGCGAGAGUGAUUAUAAAGUCAGUUCAUAAAGGUUUCUGUCGUUCUCGGGUUCAGUUCUUUGCUCACAGUAGACCAGUGUGUAAUGAAGUUCAUCUGCCUCCAUUCAUACGUGUGAAAUCAUUUUCACAGACAACUGUGUGUUUUGCCUCUAAAGACAGCACGCCCAGAGACGGAGAUGGAGGAAAGGCGAGUGUAAGUGAUGCCAGUGGAAAGCGGGCGUCUGGUGCAGCAGGUUCAGGUAAAGGUGGCAGUCAGCUGAGAUGCCCGAAAUGUGGCAACCCCUGCACACAUGUGGAGACUUUUGUAACCUCCACGCGGUUUGUGAAAUGUGAAAAGUGCCAUCAUUUCUUUGUGGUUCUGUCUGAGGCAGACUCUAAGAAGGGUUUGAAUAAGGAGGCUGAAGCCGCCUCAGAGAAUGCUAAAAUAUCGUUUGCUCAAAAAACCCCUCCACCUCCUAAAAAGAUUUACGCCUACCUCGACAAAUAUGUGGUCGGCCAGUCCUAUGCCAAGAAGGUGUUGGCAGUUGCCGUUUAUAAUCAUUAUAAGAGGAUCUACAACAACCUUCCAGCGGCGGGCCGACAGCAAAUGGAAGCUGAGAAACAGAGUUCACUCACUCCAAGAGAACUUGAGAUCAGAAGACGUGAAGAUGAAUACAGGUUUACAAAGCUGCUUCAGAUCGCCGGGAUCAGUCCCCAUGGUAACGCUUUGGGCGCAUCUGUUCAGCAGCAGACCAAUCAGCAAGCUCCUCAAGAGAAAAGGGGCGGGGAAGUGCUUGACUCCACCCACACUGAUAUUAAACUGGAGAAGAGCAACAUUGUGCUCCUGGGACCUACUGGAUCAGGUAAAACCCUGUUGGCACAGACCCUUGCUAAAUGUUUGGAUGUGCCCUUCGCUAUCUGUGAUUGUACCACCCUGACCCAGGCCGGCUAUGUAGGCGAGGACAUCGAAUCCGUUAUUGCCAAACUUCUGCAGGAUGCCAACUACUCAGUGGAGAAAGCCCAGCAAGGUAUAGUAUUCUUGGAUGAGGUGGAUAAAAUCGGCAGUGUGCCUGGCAUUCAUCAGCUCAGAGAUGUUGGGGGUGAAGGAGUUCAGCAGGGUUUGCUGAAACUCCUUGAGGGAACAAUUAUUAAUGUUCCAGAGAAGAACAGCAGGAAGUUGAGAGGAGAGACUGUGCAGGUGGACACAACCAACAUCCUGUUUGUGGCAUCAGGUGCCUUCAAUGGGCUGGACAGGAUUAUCAGCUGCAGGAAAAAUGAGAAGUAUCUUGGUUUUGGGACACCCUCAAACCUGGGCAAAGGACGUCGAGCUGCAGCAGCUGCAGAUUUGGCCAACACUUCAGGCAAUGAUGUGGACGCAAUGGCAGAGAUUGAGGAGAAGGACCGGCUCCUGAGGAAUGUUGAGGUGCGAGACCUCAUUGAGUUUGGCAUGAUCCCGGAGUUUGUUGGCCGUCUUCCUGUGGUGGUGCCACUGCACAGUCUGGACGAGCAGAUGCUGGUGCAGAUUCUAACAGAGCCUCGUAACGCUGUGGUUCCUCAGUAUCAGGCUCUCUUCAGUAUGGAUAAAUGUGAGCUGAAUGUAACUCCAGAUGCUUUGAAGGCAAUCGCUCGUCUGGCUCUGGAACGGAAAACAGGUGCCAGAGGCCUUCGCUCCAUCAUGGAGAAGCUCUUGCUGGAGCCAAUGUUUGAGGUGCCUCACUCUGACAUCAUGGCUGUGGAAUUGACUAAGGAGGUUGUCCAGGGCAAGUGUGAACCACGCUACAUUAGAGCUCCCCCAAAAGAAACUGAGGAAGAGUUUGACUCUGGCAUUGAGGAAGAAAACUGGCCCAGACACGCCGACGCUGCUAAUAACUGAAUGUGAAGCUGUCCAUUGAAGAUUGUUAUUAAUCCAGGCAGUAAACUUCACAAACGUCAUCAUCAUAAAGUCCUUUUAGCUUUUAUACAUUUAUCACCAUGUGCUGGUUUAUUUAAUAACCAGAAGAGAAAAGAUAUGAAAAAGUAUUAUUCAAAAAACAGAAACAAAGUGAAGCUCUUGCUAAUUUCAAUCUAUGAGGAUUGCAAACAUUUCUAUCUGUCUGAAGAUAAUUACUUGGAAAGACUUUAGUGGAUGACUUUUUUCUUUCGGUGUAUGUGGGACAUUAUAAGGGAAGCGUACUGAUAAUGUGAAUCUGAGAAUGUUUCAGCAGGCUGAUAUCACAUGUGUGGUAUUUUCGUUAGCCUCUCUUUUAACCAUGAUGUGAACUUCUAAAACACAAACUCAGUGUACAGUGUUAAACAGAUCUAGUUUUAGACUGUAUCUUUUCUGGGACUCUCUGUAAAUUAAAAACUGAACAAAAUCAGUGGGAUAAUUUCACUUUUCUACACUGUCUGUCAAUGGAAGUCAUUUUUGUUAUCCCGAGUCGUGUUGCUAUAGUAACUGUGUGCUGUAUAUUUGUGUAAUCUUUCUUUUGUUUGCCCAGCAUAGACAGGAUGUAGAAUAUAUUUUUGAGUAAUGAAAAUAGCUGUCCUAAAGAUCUAUGAAUUGAAAUCAAUAGAAUCUGUGUGGGUCUGUUGUUCAUACAUGUGGGACAUCCCGUUUCUAGUCUCCUGGGUGGUAGCAUAGAGCAACACCUUCAGUUUAUAUGCAGUGGGGUCCAAACUACUGUCUAAAUCCAAAUAAAAUAUAAAGAAACUAAGUUUUAGGAUUUGUAAAAAUGCAUAGCAAAGAAAUUAAAUGUGAUGUGAAAUGAUUAAGACAUUUUUAUGGUUCUGCACUAUUUGUAGGUCACUAAUCAAAUUCAACUUUUCACUCAAAUUGUCACGCUGAUAAUAUUGUUUUAACUAUUCUAAUAAUUAUGCAUUAUACAUAUUUAGGGUGUUUACUGGUAUAAUAUACUUAAUCCAAAAAUGAUCUUAAUAUCCCCCCUACUUUUUCUUUGCACCAUUUAUUUAAUUACCGUUAGUGAAAAAACAUCAACGCAAUACCUGUUUAGAAUCUCAGAUAAUUCAUAGAUUGUUACUGUUUGAAUGUAUAAAUAAAUUGUGUAUAUUUGUAACAUGAGUUUGAGAAUUGAACAUUGUUUUUGAAAUGCC
This is a messenger RNA of Xyrauchen texanus (razorback sucker), 3261 nucleotides long. Its product is annotated as ATP-dependent Clp protease ATP-binding subunit clpX-like, mitochondrial. Gene Ontology annotation, molecular function: ATP-dependent protein folding chaperone; ATP hydrolysis activity; protein dimerization activity. Gene Ontology annotation, biological process: proteolysis; protein catabolic process; protein folding. Gene Ontology annotation, cellular component: mitochondrial matrix. The record is from RefSeq and is a predicted model, not a curated record. Lineage: Eukaryota; Metazoa; Chordata; Actinopteri; Cypriniformes; Catostomidae. The transcript is spliced from 15 exons. Bases 170 to 2044 code for a protein of 624 amino acids.